This is a messenger RNA of Stylophora pistillata, 2071 nucleotides long. RefSeq lists its product as uncharacterized. The record is from RefSeq and is a predicted model, not a curated record. Lineage: Eukaryota; Metazoa; Cnidaria; Anthozoa; Scleractinia; Pocilloporidae.
UCUACUUUUCGAAGAAUUGUGAUCACAAUACCAUUUUGGACUUUCUUGAAAGAUGCCACGGACUAAAAAUGUCAAAAAGAACUCUUCUGAACUGUCUAAAAAGAGAGUUGCAGCGAUGAGCUUGGAAUGCAAAGUAAGCGAAUCCCAAACGAGAGUAUUACAGCAUCAUCUUCAAAACGUACAGAUAACUCUCCUCACUUUGCACGUUUGGACGGCCCAAAGGCCUGGUGCUCGGCGCCACAUGACAAAUUGCCUUACAUACAAAUCCAGCUGAGUGAAACAAAGAUUAUAACUGGAAUAAAAACUCAAGGAAGCUCUUCGGAUUGGGCAUGGGUGACAAAGUAUGGAAUCAAGUUUCUGGAAAAUGGAGCAUGGAAAGAAUACAAUAAGGAGUUAGCAGGCAACACAAACGUUAAUGGCUUGGGGUCAAAUAUCCUAGAUCCUCCAAUCAGAACACAGUCGAUUAGAAUCUAUCCCAAGAAUCCAGUCACAUUGGCUGGCCCCGAUCCUAAACCCUGUUGCUUAAGAUUAGAGCUGUAUGGAUGUUCUGCACCAGGACCUAUAUGUGAGCCUCCGAUUUCUCCUUAUGGUUCAAACAUCGUUUAUCCUGCACAGCAAGGAAACCACGAAAAUGGCAGCGUGGUUGUCUUUUCUUGUGAACCAGGCUUCUUCCUCACUGGGUUGCCAGUAAUAAGAUGCAGUGGGAACACUUGGACACAAAUGAAUUUCAAGUGUUUACUAGUGUGCAACGAGGCCUUGGAUCUCCUCAAAUUCAACAUCGGGUUCGUACACGGAAUAUGGGCGACUUACAUUGAGGUACACCUUCGAAAGGAAAGCUUUAUUACAGCGGCAAGUAUCCGCCUGAAAGAUAACAGACAUAAGGUUCGACAGAUUUAUUUAAAGGCGCGUAUUUCCAACAAAUGGGUACAAAUUGGUCGUCAUUUUAAGCCACCCGUCAGUGAAGCGGAGGAAAAAUUUAAACUUUCUCAACCAGUUCUCGCUCAGUCUUUGCAAGUCCUAAUCAUUACACGACAUAGUUAUGUCUUUACAUUUCCAACAUCUACAAGAGUGUUUGGAUGUAAGCCUGUUUUUCGAGGUUGCAUCAUACCAGGCUCCGCAGUCCUCUUCAGGGAAGGACAGACUUAUUUGAAAGGGCGUUUCAUCUCUAUCGCGAGGGGUCAACUGCGGGAAGUUGUUUAUGGAGACAAUUUCUUAUAUAAAAGCAAAGAUGAAGUCAUUCUUGAUGAGAAGCCAAACUUGACUGAACUGCCAGAAGGAACUUCAGUCGUUGGAGAAGAUACGAGAGGGAUCUUAAAAGAGGGAAAAAUAAAACGAGUAUGUAGUUCAACUCAGUGCACCAUUGAAACCGAUGGUACAGAAUGGCAGAGCAAGUUAGAAAAUGUUCGAGUCUUCAGAGGAAAUGUGUGUGAGAAAUAUCUGUAUACCUAAAAUGCAAAAACAAAAUAAAUCUAAGAGACUAGUUAUUAUUUAUCAUUUGUAGCUCACAGUUCAAGCUGCACACCAACACAUUAGUUUUUUCUUAACUGCGAGUAGAAAUAAGAGAGGUAAAUUUCAUCGUAACUCGACCAAAAUCCUCCAGCGCUCCUCCCCCGGUGAAGGGGGAACGGGGGGAGGGUGGAGGGAGUGGGGGAGGAGCUAGACUAUCAUGAAAAAAAUCCCCUUCCAUAAACUUUAGAAUAAUAGUCUAGGAAAGGAUAUAAACCCUUAGUCAUGCUAGGUUAACGGAGGUGGUUCCUUUUUUUUCAAUUUAUAGCUAGUGACAUUGUUAAAAUCAUAUUAAAAAAACAUGUCGGGCUUCCAUUCUCAACCUUUUUCGCUUUUUAAGCGUAUUCGUACCCUCAGGGUUGUUUGAUCCACAUAUACAAGAAUACAACUAGUUUUGAAACUAAAAGAUUCUACAGGAAUGAUCCAAUUCUACUGGGGCUACCAGUAUAUCAACAUAGGACGACAAAUUGAAGUCAAAUUUAAACUGAUCAUUUUUUUAGCCAUCGGCACAAGUCGAUGUGUCUUUGAUUCUUAGAUGCUUAAUAAAGAUCAUUUUGAACACAUG